CGUGUCCUAAAGAGCUUGCGCAGAGGUUGCACUCCCAUCCCAUGCAUGCAUUAUGAAAGACGAAGACGUUUGACUGAUCCGACUCCAAACUCGCCGGAAAAAAGAAGAACAUCAGCACUGCACUGAUCGGAUUUCAAAUCGAGGACCAUGAGUCAGGGACAGCAGCAGCGGAGGUCACCACAACAGGAGCCGAUCAAGUACGGCGAUGUGUUCGACAUCCAGGGGGAGCUGGCCGACAAGCCGGUUGCGCCCAGGGACGCCGCCAUGAUGCAGACCGCCGAGAACGUCCUCCUCGGCCAGGUCCAGAGGGGCGGCGCCGCUGCCAUGAUGCAGUCUGCCGCCACGAGGAACGAGCAGGCCGGGGCGGUUGGACAUGGGACUAUGAACGAGGAGGCGGCGCGCCACGGGGUCACCGUAACCAAGGAGGACUUCACCGGCCAUCGCGUGAUCACCGAGUCCGUCGGUGGACAGGUGGUGGGCCAGUACAGGCAGCCAGCUCCACUGGUGGCUGGAGGAGCUCCGGCAGCCGGGGAUCAGAAGGGGAGAGGCGGCAGUGGUGACGGAGCUGAGGAUCCCAUAACCAUCGGGGAAGCCCUGGAGGCCACGACAUUGACAUUGGGGCACAAGCCCGUGGAGAGGAGCGAUGCCGCGGCGAUACAGGCAGCAGAGGUGAGAGCCACCGGAAGAACCACCAUCAUCCCUGGAGGAGUAGCAGCAGCCGCUCAGUCAGCAGCCAUCCUCAACGCAAGGGUCGCCCGCGAUGAGGACAAGACGAAACUUGCCGAUGUGUUAGCGGAUGCAAGCUCGAAGCUGCCUUCGGACAAGCCUGCGACCCGUCAGGAUGCAGAGGGGGUGACGGGGGCUGAGAUGAGGAACGACCCAUACCUGACCACCCAUCCCGCUGGAGUGGCCGCCUCCGUAGCCGCUGCCGCUCGGCUUAACGAGACUGAUCAGCAGGACAAGUGAAGGGCAUUUCCCUUUUCGGGUUCUAGAGUUCCUCCUCUACGUAGAGUUUUCAGUUACUAGCAGGGACAGCAUGCCCCCAUCCAUGUCAUGUGACCAUAUCUAUGCACGGUCCGAAGGUUAAGACAUUGUUAGAAAAUAAGGAUAAUGUCACUAAGGUCAAUAGUUGGUAAGAAAUGAGUAUAAUGUCAUGUUAUAUAGACUGUGUAUGACAUGCUCAAGUCGAUCAAUUUGCAGUACUAACACUAUUUCA
Messenger RNA from Punica granatum (pomegranate), 1216 nucleotides. The record is from RefSeq and is a predicted model, not a curated record. NCBI's taxonomy places the organism in Eukaryota, Viridiplantae, Streptophyta, Magnoliopsida, Myrtales, Lythraceae.